AUGCCAAAGAAGGAUGCUGCCCCUGCUAUUCCGGAUGUUCAUUGGUCUAAAGACAUGACAUGGAGCCUACUGUCAGAGGUUAAAAAGGACAAUAACAGGCUGGUGUUGCUUGGCAAGCAGGAAAAGAAGGAGAAUAUGUCUGGGGACAGCAAGAUAACAGUAUUUCAAUGGAUCAGAGCUGUUGUCUUACCUGAGAGCUACAAGCUCAAUCUGACAGCAACAGGCAAAACUGUCAAAUGGAAGUAUAACCACUUAACACGGAAAUAUCGGCAACAUGGCAAACAUCUCAGAACCACUGGUGAGAGGAUUCGUGGUACUGAUGUGGAAGAUAACCCCUCUGAAAAUGAGUUCUUCAACUCUUAUGUCACUGUGUUGGGCCAUAUGGCAAAAAAAACUCUUCACUUUCAGCCUCCAAGCAAUAAUGAGGGUGAUGAUGUUCCCCCGUUCACGCCAUCUCAGCACAUGCAGAUGCAGUUACUGCAUGAUAUUCUGACAGCAGCAGUUCCCUAUCAUGAGCUGUCUCCAUCCUUUGAGUCCUCACAAGACCCCUUUGCUCUUGAUAUGUUUCAUGAUGAUCUAGGAUAUGAUGAUGGCGAGAAGGAGAAUGCUUCACUGCUGUCUCAAGUUAUACCAGUGAGACAUCCUCCAAAACCCUCAUUGAUGUCUCAGGAUAUUCUUGAGAGGGCAAAGCAGCGCAUUACCAAGGUUCCGAAGAAGCAAGGCAUGGAGGAAGUGAAAAGCAUGGAUGCUAUCAAUGCUCGUGCCGAUACAGAGAUGAUGCUUAAGAGCCGUGAUCUCCUUCUCCAAGAGUUUACUGUUGGUAUCUGA
Messenger RNA from Suillus plorans, 828 nucleotides. RefSeq lists its product as uncharacterized. Lineage: Eukaryota; Fungi; Basidiomycota; Agaricomycetes; Boletales; Suillaceae. Bases 1 to 828 code for a protein of 275 amino acids. The record is from RefSeq and is a predicted model, not a curated record. The transcript has 5 exons.